UUCUUUGAGUAGCCAACACAAACCAUGACACAAACACCAGCCAAUGUGCAGCAACUGAUGAGAGGUGACCGACUCAUGUUGUCAUCCUCCGAUGACAAUGUGAUGUUGGAGCAGAUUCAUGGAACCCAUUCUCCUGAUGGGCGUGAGGUUGAUGUCAGAUCUCUUCUUCGUAUUGUUGAGGACAUACUCAAACGUACCACGCCAAGCAUUAAUACCAUUGCUGCCCUGGGUAUUCAACCACCUACAAAAGCUUUAGAGGACAAGACCUAUCAAGCCAGCUUCAUCGGCGUUCCAGAAGCUUUUGCCCUGGAUCAAAUUUCCUGCCAUUUAACCUGCCAGUGUUCGGGUAGCGGGGGUGCACAUGCAAAUACAAUCUCAAUAUUGAAUAUGCUAAGUAAUUAUUCAUGGGAUGCAAAGUUGGUGCUAGCCUUAUCAGCUUUUGCAUUGAACUAUGGUGAAUUCUGGCUUGUUGCUCAGAACUACACUUCAAACCAACUUGCCAAAUCAAUGGCAAUCCUUAGACAACUACUUGAGAUUUUGGAGCAUUCUAACAUCCUAAAACCCAACUUUGAUGCAAUAAAUAACCUUACCAAAGUGAUGCUGGAUAUUACAAGAUGCAUUGUGGAGUUUAGGGAGCUAACAGCUAAGUACAAGACAACUGAUAUUGCUGCACUGUCCAUGGCCUUGGAACAUAUACCAAUUGCUGUCUACUGGACCACCAGAAGUGUCGUGGCUUGUGCAUCCCAGAUUGUUGGCCUUACGGGAUUGGGACAUGCGCACACAGUUUUAACUACAGAGGCUUUGGAGCUAUCGACCCUGACUCAUAAGGUCAGCAACAUGCAUGGUAACCUAGCAACUCAAUUGGCUAUGUGCAACAAUCAUGUAGAUGAAAGAAAGCAAAUUGAAGCUUUUCAGAACCUAAAAAAUUUGUUUGACAUGACCCAUGAUGACAACAUGAGGAUUCUCAGGGAAUUGAUUUAUCCAAGGGAUGACCAACAACCACUUGUUGAUGGAGCCACCAAAAGAAGGGUUAACAUUGAUGUUCUAAGGAGAAAAAAUGUUUUACUGCUCAUAUCGGACCUCGACAUGUUGCAAGAAGAACCUACUAUUCUUGAACGGAUAUACAAGGAGGUUUCACAAAUUCCAAUAAAGCAGGAGAGUCAGUACGAAGUUGUGUGGCUCCCGAUUUUAGACCCAGAUUCCCCAUGGACUGAGACUAGGCAAAAGCAAUUCGAGAAUCUGCAAGCAACCAAAUUGCAAGCAACAAUGCCAUGGUACAGCAUUCGCCAUCCUUCCUUGAUCGAGCGAGCAGUGAUCAAGUUCAUAAAGGUGGUCUGGAAUUUCAGGAAGAAGCCAAUUCUUGUGGUGAUAGACCCGCAGGGACGGCUUGCAAAUACAAAUGCGCUCCACAUGUUGUGGAUUUGGGGGAGUAUGGCCUUCCCUUUCACUAGCACGAGGGAGGAUGCUCUAUGGAAGCAAGAGACUUGGAGACUUGAAUUAUUGGUGAAUGACAUUGAUCCAACGAUUUUGAACUGGAUAUCAGAAGGAAGAUACAUAUGCAUCUAUGGUGGAGACGAUAUAGAGUGGAUCCGAAAGCUUACGACAACCACACGUGGUAUGGCACAAGCUACUGGCAUUUCAUUGGGGAUGGUUUAUGUUGGAAAGAGUAACCCCAAAGAGCGUGUGAGAAUAAACACUGAAACCAUCAGAGUAGAAGAACUCAGUCACUACUGGACGGACAUGACUUCUGUUAUGUAUUUCUGGGUUAGGAUAGAAAGCAUGUGGCAAUCUAAGAUGCAACUAGGAAUAAAUGUAGAGAACGAUAGUGUAAUGCAAGAGAUUAUGACAUUGCUUAGCUUUGAUGGCAGUGAGGGUGGAUGGGCCUUGCUCAGCAGAGGAUCGUCUGAGAUUGUUAGAGCAACAGGGAGCACAUUUUUAAAUUGCUUAAUGCAGUAUGAUGUGUGGAAAGAGCAAGCACAACUAAAGGGUAUUGUGCCAGCAAUUAGAGAUCACCUUACGAAGCUUCAAACCCCACAUCGCUGCAACCGCAUCGUGCUACCAGGUACUGCUGGGAGGACGCCGGAAAGAGUGGUAUGUUCAGAGUGUGGACGUACGAUGGAGAAGUUUAUCAUGUAUAAAUGUUGCAACGAAUAAACAGGCACAUACACUUGUAUUACACAUUUACCAUUAUACUAACAUUGCAUGAUGCUUCUUAUU
Messenger RNA from Juglans regia (Persian walnut), 2217 nucleotides. RefSeq names its product protein SIEVE ELEMENT OCCLUSION B-like. NCBI's taxonomy places the organism in Eukaryota, Viridiplantae, Streptophyta, Magnoliopsida, Fagales, Juglandaceae. The transcript has 7 exons. The record is from RefSeq and is a predicted model, not a curated record. Gene Ontology annotation, biological process: phloem development. Bases 25 to 2154 code for a protein of 709 amino acids.